Messenger RNA from Syngnathoides biaculeatus (alligator pipefish), 2036 nucleotides. RefSeq names its product tubulin folding cofactor E (gene tbce). Bases 149 to 1750 code for a protein of 533 amino acids. The transcript has 16 exons. NCBI's taxonomy places the organism in Eukaryota, Metazoa, Chordata, Actinopteri, Syngnathiformes, Syngnathidae. Gene Ontology annotation, molecular function: protein binding. The record is from RefSeq and is a predicted model, not a curated record. Gene Ontology annotation, cellular component: cytoplasm.
UAUGCUUUGCAAAGAUAACUGCAAUAUUAACUGACAUAAACGUGUGUGCGUCUUGUGCCGGAGUCUCUUCCGGCGUUGCCGGAAGCAAGCGAGAUGUGGACAUCAGCCAGUUAGCGUCUUUCUUGUUCCAAGUUCAAAGCUGUUUUGGAUGGCGGCGGACCGGACGGAAGCGGAGGUCCCGGACGACGCCGUGGGAAGGCGGGUGUCGUGCGGCCAGCACCGGGCCACGGUCCGCUUCGUGGGCGCCGUGCCGCCCACGGCAGGUGUGUGGUUGGGCGUGGAGUGGGACGACCCCACGCGAGGGAAACACGACGGGUGCCACGACGGCGAGCGCUACUUUACGUGCAGGCGCCCGACGGGCGGCUCCUUCGUCCGCCCGUCCAAGGCGAGUUGGGGCGUGGACUUUCUGCGGGCGGUGCGGCGCGAAUACGGCGUGGACGCCAAGGCGGCGCUCGGCGAAGAGAUCGCCGUCUCCGGCAAAACGCUGGAGUGGGCCGACGUCAGGGAGCGCAGUUUGGAGAGUCUCCCCAGCGUUCUCCUCAAAAACUGCCUGGUGAACGGACCGGGAGAAGAUGGGCAGAUCCUCAAAGCCACACCGAAUGUGCGCUGGUUGGACCUGAGCGCCUCCCUGCUGUGCCGCUGGGAGGACGUGGCCGCGAUUGGCGUCCAGCUGGAACAUCUGGAGACGCUUCUGCUCAGCUCAAACAGACUGCGUCUACCCUCCGACCCCUCGGCCCACCGCCGGGCUUUCCGUAACCUGAAAGUUCUGACGCUCAUCGAUUGCGAGCUCACGUGGACGCAGGUCUUGCGAUGCGCCCCCAUGUGGCCCGAGUUGGAGGAGCUCAUCGUGGAGGACAACCGCAUCACGCGCUUGGACAGGCCCGAGGGCGUCCUGCAGGAGCUCAGGAGUCUCAACGUGUCCAAAAACCCUCUCGACCAGGAGAGCCUGCUCAACCUGGCCGCGCUACCGAGACUGGAGCAGUUGACGAUGACGGACACGGGCUUCUCCGACAUCCGCUUCCCCGACGCCGCGCCGGCUAAGCUCAGUCGUCCGUCCCGCGUGUCCGUUCCGUCGGGACCGGAGACGUCCCCGUUCGCGUCCCUGGAGAAGCUCAACUUGAGCCGCAACAACAUCUCCGAGUGGGGCGUGAUCGACGAGCUGUCCAAGUUGCCGUCGUUGCGACAUCUUUGGUGUCGGGGAAACCCGUUGGCCAGCGCCGACCGCAACCCGAGGACGGCCAAUCAGAUGCUCGUCGCCAAGCUGCCGCACCUGCGGGUCCUCGACGGAUGCGAGGUCACCCCCGAGGAGAGGAGGGGCGCGGAGUGCGACUACCUGAAGAUGUUCGGCGAGGAAUGGCUCCGGUCCAGGGGGCGGAGUCAGGCGAGCCAGCAGUUCGCCCUUCGCCAUCCGCGUUACGCCGGCCUCGUCGACAAGUACGGCGCGCCAGACGAAGGCGAGCUGACGAAGCGUCAACCGUUUGCGCUGAAGAAUCAGCUGUUACAAAUCACAUUUGUGUUUGUGGACGACGCGGCGAGGACGCCGGUGGAGAAGAAACUUCCAGCCUCCAUGGAGGUCCAGAAGGUCAAAGGUCUUCUGUCCAGAAUCUUGAAGGUCCCCGCGAGCGACCUGAAGCUGAGCUACACCAGCGCCAAGGUUGUGGGUCCAGAGUACCACAUGGACAGCGACCUCAAGACUUUAUUCUUCUACGCCGUGGAGGACGGCGACACGGUCUUAGUACGACGUUUGUAAACACAAACGCAGGAACGGCGCGUCGACGCACGUGUCGCCAACACAUCUUCACACUGCAAACGCAAAUAUACGACAAAAAAAAAAAAAAAAAGUCGGCCAUCGAUUUUCCUCUUUGGUCUUAACGACGAUGACGACGUGGCCGGCGUCUCUAAUUUCCACGGCGACCGUCGCAUCGUAGCACAGCUGGGAACGCUCGCCUGUUAGCGAUAGCAACAUGCUAACUGCACCGAUCAUGUUUGUCACUCAUUUACGAUUACAAUAAACUCCAAAUGUCAGCAACGUAAAA